Molecule: messenger RNA, 573 nt
Organism: Ceratosolen solmsi marchali
Lineage: Eukaryota; Metazoa; Arthropoda; Insecta; Hymenoptera; Agaonidae
Gene: Ufc1
Product: Ubiquitin-fold modifier conjugating enzyme 1
Exons: 4
Coding region: 66-560 (164 amino acids)
Biological process (GO): protein K69-linked ufmylation
Cellular component (GO): cytoplasm
Molecular function (GO): UFM1 conjugating enzyme activity
Source: RefSeq, a predicted model, not a curated record
UUAAUAUUUAAAUAUAUUUCCUAACAGAUUUAUUGAUGUAAAUAAGGUUGAUUAAAUACCUUAUAAUGGUAGAUGAAUCAAUAAGAAAAACACUGAGUAACAUUCCAUUAUUAAAAUCAAAUGCAGGGCCUCGAGAUUCUGAAACAUGGAGUCAAAGAUUGAAGGAAGAGUAUUUGUCAUUGAUAAAAUAUGUAGAUAAUAAUAAAAAAGCUGAUAAUGAUUGGUUUCGUUUACAAUCCAAUGAACAAGGUACUAAAUGGUUUGGAAAAUGUUGGUAUAUUCAUAAUCUUUUAAAAUAUGAAUUUAAUAUUGAAUUUGAUAUUCCAGUGACAUAUCCAACAACAGCUCCUGAAAUAGCACUUCCUGAACUUGAUGGAAAAACAGCAAAGAUGUAUAGAGGAGGAAAAAUUUGUUUAACAGAUCAUUUUAAACCUUUAUGGGCAAAAAAUGUCCCUAAAUUUGGUAUAGGUCAUGCAAUGGCAUUGGGGCUCGGACCAUGGUUAGCUGUAGAAAUUCCAGAACUUAUUGAAAAAGGAAUUGUAAAAUAUAAAAAUAAUUAAAAAAAAUCCUUUA